AUGAUUCGGAUCCCCUUGAGACCUACGAUCCCGGGGAUAUCCUUCCACCCCCUCAGAUGUGGACUCAGCUGUUGGAGACAAACACCAAUAGUGUAUUUUUGGCCGCUCUUGAGCGGGGUUAUGAAGGGUGGAAAAGAGAAUACCAAAACUCUGCAAGUGAGUCAGGGUCUAAUGCAGGUGCGGAGCCGGACAAACGAGAUGAAAGCCAGAAGCAACGAAGUGGCGCAACAGGGUCAUCAAGAAAACGGCUACACUCAGAGCUCGACGAUGAUUCCGGCGAUGAAAACCCCGAAGAGCGGCGUAGAUGUGGUCCUCGCCCCAAGCCGACACCAUCAGAUGCAGAUUCGCCGAGCCGUUUGCUGGCGUGUCCUUUCUGGAAAGAGGAUUCCAGUCACUGGAGAAUGUUUUCGGUACAAACUAAAGAGAAUUCGGGACGUCAAACAACAUUUGAGGAGAAGCCAUUGCAGAAGCUACUGUGUUCGGUGUGGCGCGGAGUUUGAAAAUGCCGGGGAAUUGGACCUACACUAUAAACGGGAUCAACCAUGCGACAAGGUUGUCUUUCAGGCCAAGUGGCUAUCUGAGCUACAGCAGAAGGCGCCCAGGGAAAGUAGAGCAAACCCAAAGCUCUCCCUUGAGAGCCAGUGGUAUACAAUCUGGGACAUUUUUUUUCCAGAAACACCGAAGCCCAGUUCGCCCUACGUGGACAGCACGAUAUCAGAGGACCUCAGUUCGUUUCUGGAAUUUUUCAACCAGCGAGGUUCAGACAUUAUUCGAGAGACAGGAGAGAGUCUCGGAUUUCAUCCGGGGUUGAUGCAAGAAAGACAACUUCUUCAAACAUUCAUCGCCAGAAUCUAUGACCGUUGGGCUUCUCCAGGAGGACACGCCCAGCGCACGGCUGCGCCUUCGCCCUUACAGGAGAACCCACAGCUUCUUCAAACUGGCUCUGAGCCUGACCUUGCAUGGGCACCACCAAGCAGUACGGAUACACAGGAAUACAGCACUCCGGCCUUGAUGGACCUGACGGCCGACACAACCACGCAGCAGGAUCAACAGACUGCGCCUGAGGCUUCUUUCACCACUCCUAACCACAUAGAAGCCGUUCAGAGUUAUCACUCACUCGAUCCUUUUACCACCGCCACGAUUGAGUCAAGUGUUCUAUGGUCAAACGUACCGGACUAUGCAGGCCUGGUUCCAAACACAUCAGACAACAUUAUGGUCCCAUCUGACAGUACGCCGCUGAUUCAGGCCAACAACGCACCUGUCUACAUAGAGGAGCCAACAUCUCUUCUUCACUACGAUCGCGAUGGUGAUCUGUUCAGCAUCGACGAUUCAACUGCAGACCAGACUAGUCGUUUCUCGGAAGGGACAUCGAGGCAUGAAAGAACAACGACAGCGCCAUUUGAGGACAGCCUCGACUUGCUUAACACUGAAUUUGACCUCCUGCAAGCAGCAUCCCUGGAAAUUUCGCAUCUUGAUAGCUUGGAUGUGGUAUUCCCGGACAACUUUCUUUGGGACCACAACAUGAACCUUGACGAGGGGGGGGAAAGCUCGUAG
Messenger RNA from Podospora anserina S mat+, 1554 nucleotides. RefSeq lists its product as uncharacterized. NCBI's taxonomy places the organism in Eukaryota, Fungi, Ascomycota, Sordariomycetes, Sordariales, Podosporaceae. The record is from RefSeq and is a predicted model, not a curated record. The coding region runs from base 1 to 1554 and encodes 517 amino acids. The transcript has a single exon.